Messenger RNA from Quercus robur (English oak), 1782 nucleotides. RefSeq lists its product as uncharacterized. The coding region runs from base 1 to 1782 and encodes 593 amino acids. Gene Ontology annotation, molecular function: catalytic activity. Lineage: Eukaryota; Viridiplantae; Streptophyta; Magnoliopsida; Fagales; Fagaceae. The transcript is spliced from 4 exons. The record is from RefSeq and is a predicted model, not a curated record.
AUGAAUUGUGUUAGUUGGAACUGCCGUGGGCUUUGGAACCCACGACGAGUUCGAGAGCUUUCGGAACUAGUGAAAGCAAAGAGCCCAAACCUGGUUUUUUUAAUGGAAACCAAGAAAAAGAAUUCUUAUUUGGAAAGGUUGAGAUGUAGGUUGAAGUUUGAUAACUUAUUCAUUGUGCCAAGGAGAAAUUGGGGUGGUGGCCUUGCUUUGCUUUGGAUGGACGAGCUGAAUCUGCACAUUCAGACUUUCUCUCCUCGACACAUCAACGCAGUGAUUAAUCUAGUAAUUGAUGACGCCUGGUGCUUCACGGGAUUCUACAGAGCUCCUGAAGUUGCCAACCUGGAAGAUUCUUGGUUUGUGCUCCGUCACCUAGCCUCACAGUACAAUUUAUUGUGGGUAUGCAUCGGUGAUUUCAAUGAAAUUGUGAAGGUCGAAGAGAAAUUGGGAGGAGCAAUUCGAUCCGAGAAAAAAAUGCAAGAUUUCAGAGAUUGUCAAGAUUUCUAUGGGCUUAAAGAUUUGGGUUUCACGGGCUUACCCUUUACCUGGUGUAACAUGAGGUUUGAUGGCUCUUUAGUUUGGGUUCGGUUAGAUAGAGUUUUAGCCACAGCUAACUGGAUCCUGAAAUUCCCCUCUAUUCGUCUCCAUCAUCUACAAGGUUUGUCUUCUGAUCAUAAACCUUUGUGGUUAGCUUCGGAUGAUGUAAAUACUCGGUUUUAUAGACCCCAAAAACCUUUUCGGUUUGAAGCCAUGUGGCUUAAAGAUGACCGUUGUGAGGAGGUGGUUCACUCGGCUUGGGAUAUGUGCCGAGAUGGGGACACCAAAGAUCUUCUAAAGGCAGAAAGUGACUCUAUGGCUAGGAGGGGUGGGCAUGCUCGGAUCAAAGCUCUCACUGAGGAGAUUCAUAAGGUGUCAGCGGAGAUGAAUGAGGUGUUGCUUAAGCCGUUUGUGGAGGAUGAUGUGAAGCACACACUAAAGCAAAUGGACGCAAACACAGCCCCAGGAUCGGAUGGCUUACCACCACUUUUUCUACAAACAUGUCCUAGAAAAGUUUCGGAUUUCAGACCAAUUAGCUUGAGUAAUGUCUUGUAUAAGUUGAUAGCUAAGGUCUUGGCAAAUUGCUUGAAACCUCUUCUGCCUAAUCUGAUUUUGGAGACUCAGAGCACCUUCCUAUCAGAGUGUCUCAUUACAGAUAAUGUCCUCAUAGCCCAUGAGACACUGCAUUACUUGAAAGAAAAGAGGUCAGGCAAAAUGGGUUACAUGGCUUUGAAGCUUGAUAUGUGGAAGGCUUAUGACCGAGUUGAGUGGGUCUAUGUAGAGAGGAUUAUGGAAAAGAUUGGUUUUAGUCCAAGGUGGAUUAAUCUGAUUGCUGCUUGUAUUCGUACUGUUACUUAUUCAAUCAUGCUUAAUGGUCAACCAUUUGGUUGGAUUACUCCAACCAGUGGGCUACGUCAGGGUGAUCCAUUAUCGCCUUAUCUUUUCUUAUUGGUAACGGAGGGCUUACACGCUCUUUUUGAACAAGCCGAGGGGAUUGGAGACAUUAGGGGAGUAUCUUUGUGCCCUACUGGUCCAAGCGUAUCCCAUCUCUUAUUUGCUGACAACAGUGUGGUGUUUUGUAGAGCUACAGUUUCUAAGUGUGUGAAGAUCCAAUCAAUACUGUAUCAAUAUGAGAAAGCUUCAGGCCAGUCCAUCAAUAAAGGAAAGACUAACAUUUUCUUCAGCUCUAACACUCUAUCUCGGACUAAAGAGGAUGUUUCUACCUUCUUGGGUGUCCCUGUUACUUAA